Naegleria lovaniensis is the source of this 1083-nucleotide messenger RNA. RefSeq lists its product as uncharacterized. The record is from RefSeq and is a predicted model, not a curated record. Gene Ontology annotation, cellular component: heterotrimeric G-protein complex; cytoplasm. The coding region runs from base 1 to 1083 and encodes 360 amino acids. Lineage: Eukaryota; Heterolobosea; Eutetramitea; Acrasida; Naegleriidae. The transcript is spliced from 4 exons. Gene Ontology annotation, biological process: G protein-coupled receptor signaling pathway. Gene Ontology annotation, molecular function: signaling receptor complex adaptor activity; protein binding.
AUGUCAUCCUCUGACCAAUCCAAUUUACAAGAAUUGAUUGCCAAUGCCCGGCUAGAGGCUCAGCAAUUAAAAGAAAAAAUUACGACACAGAAAAAGUUAAUUAAUGAUGUAAACAUGAAAGAUUUGGAUAUUGCUGAAGUCAAUCCUCCAAAAUUGAAAGAACGAAGAGUAUUUAAAGGACACUCGUCAAAAAUUGCUGCUUUGGCUUGGUCGAAAGAUUCGAAACAAAUUCUUACGGCUGGACAAGAUCGAAUGCUCAUUUUGUGGGAUGCCAUGACUACUUAUAAAUUGAGUGCAAUUCCAUUAACAAGUCGUGGCAUUAUGUGCUGUGAUUACAGUCCGAGUGGAAAUUAUGUUUGUGUGGGUGGUUUGGACAAUACUUGUUCGAUUUUUUCACUUGCUGUGGUGGCUCAACAAUUACAAAAUUCAUCAAAUGAGUACAAACCAUACAGACAACUCGUAGGACAUACUGGAUAUUUGAGUGAUUGUUUAUUUACUAGUGAUCGUCACAUGUUGACAAGCUCGGGAGAUCAGAGUUGCAUUUUCUGGGAUAUUGAAAUGACUCAUGCUGUCACACACUUCCAAGAACACACCGGAGAUUGUAUGUCAAUUUCUGUUUCACCAACAAGUGACAGUAACGUUUUUGUGAGCGGUUCUUGUGAUGGAACAGCAAAAUUAUGGGAUAUUCGAAUGAAUAAGUGUGUAGCCACAUUCACAGGUCACGAAGGUGAUAUUAACUCGGUUCAAUUCUUCCCAAAUGGACAUGCAUUUGCCACUGGGUCUGAUGAUUGUACUUGUAGAUUAUUUGACAUUCGUGCUGGACGAGAAGUCAUGACCUAUUCGGAUGAUAAUGUCAGAGAAGGUGUGACUUGUAUUAGUUUUAGCAAAUCAGGAAGAAUCUUAUUUGCAUCGUAUGAAGACAAGAAAGUCAUUGCUUGGGAUACCUUGAAAGGAACUAUUUUACAGAGUCUUGAUGGUCUUCCAAAUGGACACGAUAAUCGUGUGAGUUGUUUGGCAGUGUCACCUGAUGGUCAUGGCCUAGCCACAGGUUCAUGGGAUACCACCAUGAAGAUUUUUGCUUAA